GCUACUCAUUAUGGAUCGACGCCUUAUGACACUGGCCGUGGCCAUGGUGCUGGUUUAUGUUGGCCCGAGGGCGACUGUAGUUGGCGUUGCUACUCCCCCACAGCUUGAAGCAAGGUUGGCACCUCAUUUAGUCACAGAACCGUUGCCAGCAGGACCAGGCAUACUUGAUAAUUCCACGUGUGGGGGACACGGCGAUGUAUAUUACAACACUCUAGAUAACAGAACCUUCACUUAUCCUUCUCCUGUUGAAAAAUACGGCGUUAUGAUCCUUCCUUGGAUAGGAAAUCCGUGGUGGGUGAUGACUGAGCACGAGUUACAUGGUGCACCAAAUGCCACGCGCAUCAAAGAAGUAUACGUGAAGUGUCCAACUGACAUCUACUUUAGGGCCACAUUGGGGGGGCGUGUCAACUUAUAUUAUUGGGAUGGCGCUGCAUGGGUUCCAAUCGCUACCGCAGGCCUACCAGCUAAUUUCCCCCCUCCAGAUGGGACCGCGUGGGUUUAUGGUACACCGAAGUAUUUCAAGAUAGAUUGCAAUAUGGCCCCAUACAUGUUCGUCACUGUCUAUCGGCACAGAGUUGUCAUACACGCGCACGGCGAGUGGGCCGUCGGUGGCCCUUAUGCAGUACGUGGUAUUUGCGCGGACUUCAAUGGCAACCCGGGCAACGACUGUGUUGAUUUGGAGGCACCUCCUCCUCUUCCGGCCUGGAAACCUUUCUUAAUUUGAAUCUGGGACAAAUAAUAAGUUCGAAUGUUGACGAUGAUAACGAAUACAUGAACAAGGACAAACGAAACAUGAAAAAGGACAGUGUAGGUAAAUAAACACAACAAACCGGACUUAAACUCACAAGAAUAGGGACAAUGAACGCUGAAAAUGAGAAACUCGAACUGCAAUUUCACUUGUUUUACUUAACUGAUUCUUGGAUCUUUAUGGGUUCUUUUUCAUGCUAUGAUACUUAUACAUAUAUUCAUUUUAGUAGUAGACAGGUUGCUUAUGGCAAAUUAUUUGUUGGGCAUAUAAUGUAUGUGGCUGUGUAAUAUCUUAUUUUUCCAUAACAUAUGUAUUGAAAUGUAGACUAAAUUAGUAUUCGCAUUUGAUAUAUUACAGUGAUUCAAAUUAAAACAAUUUUUUCCAGUUAAACAACUUUGAACGGACAGAAUAUUUGUGCUAAGUAAACGUGAUAUUUGGAGGCACUGUUUUCAAAUUUGGAAUUCUUUAAGGGAGCGACUUGAUAGAAAAUAGUGUACAUUUUUAGGUCUCAAUUAUUUACCUUGGUAUAUACAUAUGUAUUUAUUAGUCUUAAGCAGUUUACCUAAGCUUCAUUCUGCUCGCCAUAUUAAUAUUGGAUUUUGAUUAGAAUGAUUAUUAAGUUAUUAGUUAUAGAGAAGGUUUAUUUUUGUCCUGAUCCACAUUAUUUUACCAAGGCAGGGUGUUUAUGUGUGUAUUAUUACGGUGAAGACAUAUACGAGGUUGUGGUGGUAUUUUCAAACUUUAACUUAAUUAUUGUUCUUUUAUAAUAUAUAUGAGGGAUUUAAGUUAAUUGAAAUUGAAAUUUCAUUCAAAUGUGUUAAGUGAAAGGGUUAGAGAGAUAUUCUAAAGUUCUGUUUGCAUAUUUCAAAUAUACA
Messenger RNA from Lingula anatina, 1623 nucleotides. RefSeq lists its product as uncharacterized. The record is from RefSeq and is a predicted model, not a curated record. Lineage: Eukaryota; Metazoa; Brachiopoda; Lingulata; Lingulida; Lingulidae.